Molecule: messenger RNA, 1446 nt
Organism: Metopolophium dirhodum (rose-grain aphid)
Lineage: Eukaryota; Metazoa; Arthropoda; Insecta; Hemiptera; Aphididae
Exons: 4
Coding region: 121-1446 (441 amino acids)
Biological process (GO): glycerol catabolic process
Cellular component (GO): cytosol
Molecular function (GO): glycerone kinase activity
Source: RefSeq, a predicted model, not a curated record
ACCUGACCAAGUUUCCAAUGAAAUGGAUUUGUGGCUUCGCUUAUAACAACAAGAGCACCAACAUGCAAGUUUUCCCCGUUGGAUUGCCAUUUUGAGGGAUACUAAAGGAGUGAAGAAACCAUGCUGUUGCUGGGCACAGACGCAAACGGCAGGAACGAGAUCCGGACCGUGCGGACGAUGGAUAUCACGACGAUGGUGUCUGUCACGCUGAGCCUACUGACAGACGAUGACCAGCACAUCAUGCGACGUUGGCGGGAUGCCGACAUCGUGGCCAUGGUCAACAACAUGGGUGGCAUGUCAGACGCGCGGUUCAUGGCCAUCGUGGCCGAGGUGACCCGUCUUCUCGGCGCGGCCACUGGCGCCCGCGCGGUACACCGCUGGUACACUGGCCGGAUGUUACCGUCGUCCAGCGACACAGAUGACGGUUUCUCCGUGACCCUAAUGGACAUUGGCCCCGCUGCCCGAGGCUCGGCGGCAGCCGACGGCCGUGUGUACGACGGCCUUUGCUACUCACUGAUAGCUUGUCUAGACUAUCCGGUAUCCGCUUCGGGUUGGACGUUUACAGGCCUGGACGGACGUCUCGACCUGGCCCAGCAUCCCACACCCGAAUAUGUCCGGCGCCACCGCCACUGCCCCUGCGACCUCCUGACGGGUGGAAACGACCGCGACCACGGCGGCAAGGACUACGACCAUGACGAAGACGACGAUGACGACGAUGUUCCGCCGAGCACGACCGUGUCCGAAGACCAAGUGCCGUUCGUAACGGACGUUUUGAUUCACGUGUGCGAUCGGAUUAUCCAGGCGGAGGGCCGGAUGAACAAAAUGGACGAAACAGACGACGGCGACUGUGGCAGCAACUGGCGCCGCGGUGCGGAUGCGGUGAGGGUGGCCGUGUCUGAGGGCCACGUGAACGUGGCCAGCCCCGCAGACACACUACGCUCGGUCGGCCGGCUGUUCGAGACCCGCGUGGCUGGCACUUUGGGCAUGCUAUUGUCCGUCUUUUUCCGGUCAUUCUCAUUGGCAUUUACCAAGUACUCAUGCCGUACAACCCUCGGACCGGCCAUGUGGGUAGACGGUCUACGCCGUGGUGUGGCGGCCGUUGAGGCAUACGGCAUGCGUCAACCCGGCGACAGGACCAUGUUGGAUGCACUAGUUACGGCCGUCCGUGGUAUGGAGGACGUCUUGCGCAAGUCUAAAAACCCGAUCCACCUACUGAACAGAGCGGUUAGAGAAGCGGACGAUGGAUGCAAACUGACCGAGCACAUGAUUCAUCGAGGGGAGAAGAACGACGAUGGUGACGGUGGCGUACGGUCUUCAAGUUGUAGUCCCGACGCAGGCGCAUACGGCGUGAAAAUCGUGUUCGCAGCGGUACUGGAAAAGUACACCGAACGAUCGGCUGCCGGAAUGGCGACGGAAAAAAAAUGUAUAUGUCGGACCACGACGUGA